This is a messenger RNA of Oppia nitens, 2349 nucleotides long. RefSeq lists its product as uncharacterized. The record is from RefSeq and is a predicted model, not a curated record. The coding region runs from base 1 to 2349 and encodes 782 amino acids. The transcript is spliced from 6 exons. NCBI's taxonomy places the organism in Eukaryota, Metazoa, Arthropoda, Arachnida, Sarcoptiformes, Oppiidae.
AUGGCAUACAAUUGGCGGACAACAAACAACAAUCCAAUUAAACAAAAACAACGACAACUACCAGUAUUUGGACAAUGGUUUCAAACUAAACCUAACAAAUCUAUACUAUCGUUGUUGACAAUACCGACAACCAGAUCGGCCUAUACUAUGAAUAUUGUAGACAUUAAGCAACGGUUUAAUCUAACAAUCGUUAAAAUUGGUGUCCAAUCCUAUAUAGACAAUACUAGUGUAGUAACAGUUGGUACAGGAUUUCGUAUAAUAAGUACAUCCAGUAGUCAUCCAAUGAUGAUAAUAGUAACCAAUGCACAUGUAGUCAAAGGUCGUCACCGAGUGAUGGUCGAAGUCUAUAUCAAUGAUCGACUAAUUCAAUUGCCGGCAUCGGUAGUCUAUGUUGAACAGCACAGGGAUCUGGCAUUGGUUAGACUUAUACGCCAAAACAACGAUAACUUUCAGCCCCAGCCGAUAGUUGGGGCGGAGGCGGCGGCGACGGCAGCCGAUGACGAUCUUAUCGGACAACCAGUAGCAUCGGUUGGCCAUACAUCGGUUCGCGGCGGCCGAUCGUGUCAAUCGGGUUAUGUGAGGGCAUCGGGUGUCCAGAUUAGACAAAUUCACGAUCCGUCGACAGUUAGUCUAAUAUUUACCGGACCCGAUCAGCCAGUGUUGGUACACUCGGCUCCUGUAUUGCCCGGCUAUUCGGGCGGUGCACUGGUCAAUAGCGAUGCCCAUGUUAUAGGCGUCCAGUCAUCGGCUAAUCUUUGCGAAAACAUCAACUACGCCGUCCCUAACACCCGAUUAUUAGAGUUUAUCGCCAGAGGCAUAGCCUAUCAUAGCCGCGAAUCGGAUAGACUGAGACAACAUUUUAGAAAACUAUAUGAAUUGGACAGUCAGGCGGUGGCGGUGGUCGACGGCAGCGGCAAAAAACGACUACUGGGUUUAGUAGUUAGCAGACAACCAUUUACGGGCAGUUUUUCAGUCAAGUCGGCACUACCGACGGUGGCCUCAAUCGAUGCAAAUGGUAUAAUAGGUACACAUAUUUGGCAAAUUAACAAUCAGGUGAUCAACAAUAUCGAUGACAUCCGAUCGGCUAUCGAUGAUAAUCCUAUUAUCCGAUUAUCAUUGAGUGUAUUAUGUAUACCAUCGCCAGUAACAGCACUGUUGGCUAUGGCAUACACUAAUAAUAGGCCGUCCAUAAGUCAAUGGUUACCACAACAACUGGCCAAUGACCGAAACUGUAGGUCAGCCUAUCGGCAGCCACGGUAUUGUCUACGAUUGGCUUUUAUGGACAGUAGUGUAAGGAACGGUGGUGACGACAUCAUCGAUUUGAUUGACAUGAAAAACAAGUGCAUCCGAUCCGUAUGUCUGGUUAUUAGACCUGAAUUAGACGAUUAUUUAGUCGAUAGUGGCAAAGGAACGGGUGUUUUCGUACUAAACAAUUGUCUACUAUUGACAUGUUUUCAUUUGGUUAAACAGUCGCCAACCGUAUGGAUCAAGUAUGUUAAACAAUAUAAUAGGGAACGGGUAGUUACAACAUGGCGUGCAGAACCGGCCCAGGUUGUCUAUGUUGAACCGCACUGGGAUCUGGCAUUGGUUAGACUGUGGGAACCGCCAACGUUUGUCGGCGAUACUAUGACCACAAUGAAAUUGUUGUAUACAACUACCAGUGCCGCCGCCACCACCGAUAGUAUCGGAUUUGGCGCCCCGGUAUGUACAAUCGGCCACGGUAAUAGUAUAAUGUUUGCCAUACAUCCGGGUAUGGUUAGGACACCCCAAUUGUUAACCCAUCAGCUACUGAACGGUUACAAUGUUAGUACCAUUGCCUUCGAUGAGGAACUACCGUCAGUGAUGCACAGUUCGAUAAUAUUGCCCGGUUUUUCUGGUAGUCCACUAAUCGAUACGGCUGGCCGACUGUGCGGUAUUGAUUGGGGCGGUAUUACCGUCGAUCGGAAAUCCUAUGCAAGCGAUUAUCAAAUAUUGAAUGAGUUUAUCAAUAGGUCUUUGGCUUACGAAUCAAGUGGUAGUAAACAAAGUCGACUAAAAAAACUGUUUCCAAUAGUAUCGGGAAAACAGUUGGCUAUUGUUUUGUCGGCUAAACCUACCGGUGAUUUACCGGCGAUGAUGUUGUUAACUGUUGAGGCAGUGCUUACCAAUGAAACCAAUGAACUACCAUCUAUAGUGAAAACACGUAUAGUGUCUAUCAAUGGACAGUUGGUUAACGAUAUCCGUGAUUUGAUAGCAAUAGUUUCACAGUCACAGCAGCCAACCGUUGAACUGACUGUUAGGGACGACAAUCUGAACGAUAGGACAGUUAGAUUAAAUACUUUGGACAGGGAUUCGGCAUUUAUUUUCUAA